Striga hermonthica is the source of this 810-nucleotide messenger RNA. Lineage: Eukaryota; Viridiplantae; Streptophyta; Magnoliopsida; Lamiales; Orobanchaceae. The record is from the annotation of a GenBank genome assembly.
AUGGAAGACGAUGAUUGGCAAGAUCUGCAGGAACGGGCAGCCGGGACGAUCUGGUUGUGCCUUGCAGAUGAAGUUAUGUAUCACACUGAGGAGAUUACUUCAGCAUUGUUGGCUCACAACCAGCGGAAACAGAAAUCUGGAGAGUCAUCUUCUCAAAGUGACAGUUUAUAUUUGAAGAGUAACCAGUAUCGUGGAAGGAAACAGGUGCGGGAUAAUUCAAGAAAUCAGAAUUUCAGAUCCAAGUCGCGAGACAAAUCGAAAGGGAAGAAAACUGUGACGUGUUAUAAGUGCAAGGAACAAGGGCACUUUAAACGGGAUUGCCCAAAGUGGAAGAAACAGACUGUUGAUAUGUCAUCCAAGUCUGCGAAUGUGGUACAAAAUGAGGAAUCCGAUUGCAGUGAUGGAGAUAUGUUAUCUAUUUCGACUACGCAGUAUGAUGAUGCUUGGAUUCUCGAUUCUGGAUGUUCAUGUCAUAUAACGCCUAACAGAGAGUGGUUUGCUACUUAUAAACCAGGCAACUCAAGUUCUAUUUUUCUUGGUGAUGAUAGAUGUUGCGGUAUUGUCGCAGUUCUUGAUAAGGGAGAGAGUUCGAGUUCUGCACCUGAUGAUGUUGAUCAUGAUGUUUCUGGCCCAACUGAUGUGCCAGAGAGCUACAAGUUAGCUCGGGAUAGAGAAUUUGAGAUGAAGAAUUUGGGGGCUGCGAAGAAGAUUAUUGGGAUGGAGAUUCACAGGGAUAGAGGAUCAAAGAAGCUGUGGUUAUCUCAGAAGGGUUAUGUGGAGAAGGUGCUACAGAGGUUUGGGAUGAAUUAA